AUGAUUACUGCCGUUGCACCCAAUGCCGAUCUUCGCCAGCACUACGACGAGCACGGCGUCGUCCAUGUGGCCGACCUGAUCGACCCAUCCGAGGUGGAUGGCAUCCGCACUUCUUUCAUGGCCCAGGUGCACGAGGACCGUAGCGCCGUCGGCUUCGAUGACAACGUGCCGGCCGACGACGUCCUCGCGCGCUUCCCGCGCUUUGUCCAUCCGCACCGCCGCCCCGACCUCGCCGUCGGCCGGCUCGCCCGUCGCUACAUGCUCGAUCGUCGCAUCGUCGACCGGGUCGAAGCCAUGGUCGGUGCCCCCGUCCACGGCGCUCAGUCCAUGUUCUACUUCAAGCCGCCCGGAGCCCGCGGUCAGGCCCUGCACCAGGACAACACCGCCCUGCACGCUCAUCCCGAGACCUGCAUCGCUGUCUGGAUCGCCGUCGACCCUGUCGAUGAUUACAACGGCGGCCUCCGGCUCGUUCCCGGAAGCCAUCGCUAUGCUCUCGUCUGUCCUUCUGACGAGGCCGACCAGGCCACGUCCUUUAGCAAAAACACGCUCGUCCUGCCCGACGGUCUCACCACCCAGCCGUCACAGAUGCGGCCGGGCGACGCCCUCUUCUUCCACGGAAACAUUGUACACGGGUCCGGGCCCAAUCACUCGGCCGACCGCUUCCGCCGCUCGCUCAUCUUCCACUAUGUGCCGCAGGCCAGCGUGGCCAUUGCCCGCUUCUACCUGCCGCUGGUCGGCCCCGACGGCAAGGACGUGCUCAUUGUGGGUUCGAACGAGGGCGGCGUCUGUGGAGAAGCCUGGGUGACGGACAAGGGGCAUCUUUUCCAUCGAAAUGACAUUGAGGAAGCCCUUGAGCAUGGCGGAACUCAGAGCUUUGAUGAAGCCAUCGGCUUCCUGAUCCUUCGUACCGACAAUCCUGACAACAAUGGUUUGCAGGCGAAUUUGUUGACUUAA
This is a messenger RNA of Grosmannia clavigera kw1407, 954 nucleotides long. RefSeq names its product phytanoyl-dioxygenase family protein. The transcript has 2 exons. Bases 1 to 954 code for a protein of 317 amino acids. NCBI's taxonomy places the organism in Eukaryota, Fungi, Ascomycota, Sordariomycetes, Ophiostomatales, Ophiostomataceae. The record is from RefSeq and is a predicted model, not a curated record.